Triticum turgidum subsp. durum (durum wheat) is the source of this 696-nucleotide messenger RNA. The record is from the annotation of a GenBank genome assembly. NCBI's taxonomy places the organism in Eukaryota, Viridiplantae, Streptophyta, Magnoliopsida, Poales, Poaceae.
AUGAAAAAAAACUACUCCACUCUGUCCUCGUUGUCAUUAUUGAUCUUCGUCCUGGUCGCCCUCCCUCCGCCUGCGCUCGCACAGCAGCAACCCGCCGCUCCCUCCGGCACGCCGUCGUCCAUCCCGCCCCCGGCGCCCGCAAAUCCGUCCUCCCCCCUCGACAUGGGGUCCUGCCCUUCGGUCAAGAACAUCCUCGUGCUGGACGCGGAGGGGAAGCGCGUGGCCGUCAAGUACUACGCCGACGACUGGCCCUCCGCGGCCUCCAAGUUGGCUUUCGAGAAGUCGCUCUUCGUGAAGACCCAGAAGACCAGCGCCAGAGCAGAGGCUGAUGUGGUAAUGUUUGAUGGCUACAUUAUUGUGUACAAGUUCAUCCAAGAUCUCCAUUUUUUUGUAACUGGAGGGGAUGAGGAGAAUGAGCUCAUUUUAGCGUCAGUUCUUCAGGGGUUUUCUGAUGCUGUUGGCGUUCUUCUCAGAAACAAUGUAGACAAAAGGACUGCACUUGAAAAUCUGGAUCUCAUCUUUUUGUGCCUUGACGAAGUUGUUGAUGGAGGGAUUGUUCUGGAAACGGAUGGAAAUGUGAUAGCCGAGAAGGUGUCAGGCCAUGGAUUGGAAGGAGCUGGGUCGUUCACUGAGCAGACGAUAAGCCAAGCCCUAGCGACAGCAAGAGAGCACUUCGCGAGGUCUCUUCUGAAGUAG